GUCCACAUCUCAAGUCGGAAGUCAAGCCUCCUCUCUGUCUCCAUUACCUUCUCUCUCUAGAUCGAUUCGAAGGGAGGUCGAGAAGGAGGAGGAGAGGGUGGGGAUGGGGGAGGAGCGGCGGACGCUGGUGUUGGUGAACCUCGCCGGAAUCAUGGAGAGGGCCGAUGAGGCGCUCCUCCCUGCGGUCUACAAGGAGGUGGGGGCGGCGCUUCACGCCACCCCGACGGGGCUGGGCUCCCUCACCCUCCUCCGAUCCAUCGUCCAGGCCGCUUGCUAUCCCCUCGCCACCUACAUGGCCGUCCGCUACAACCGGACCCACGUCAUAGCUCUCGGCGCCUUCCUCUGGGCCGCCGCCACGUUCCUCGUCGCCCUCUCCAACACUUUCCUCCAGGUAGCAAUCUCAAGAGCCUUGAAUGGUGUUGGACUAGCCCUGGUAGUACCAGCCAUCCAGUCCCUUGUAGCUGACUCUACCGACGAGAGCACUCGUGGUAUUGCUUUCGGAUGGCUACAACUUACUGGUAAUAUUGGUUCCAUCCUGGGCAACUUCUUUGCUCUCCUGCUGGCAUCGACAUCAAUCAUGGGAAUUGCUGGUUGGAGAAUUGCUUUCCAUCUAGUCGCCAUAAUAAGCGUGGUUGUAGGAAUCUUUGUCAGGCUAUUUGCAGUAGACCCCCAUUUUUCCUCCCAUGCUGUUUCGAGUAAUGAUUUUAUUUUGCGCAAGUCUGUGUGGGCAGAAGUGAAGGACCUCAUCAAGGAAGCCAAAGCUGUUAUGAGAAUCCCAUCAUUUCAGAUUAUAGUGGCUCAGGGUGUCACUGGAUCAUUCCCAUGGUCAGCCCUGUCAUUCGCACCCAUGUGGCUGGAGCUCAUUGGGUUCUCGCACAAAGGAACUGGAUUACUUAUGACACUGUUCUCAGUUGCAACCUCGCUUGGAGGACUGUUUGGAGGAAAGAUGGGGGAUUUUCUCGCCAGACACUAUCCAAACUCUGGUAGGAUAGUUCUAUCCCAAAUAAGUUCUGGCUCUGCCAUUCCACUUGCAGCUGUGCUGUUGUUGGUCUUACCUGAUGAUCCCUCAACGGGACUCGCCCAUGCCAUUGUCUUGUUCAUCAUGGGAUUGAGCGUCUCUUGGAAUGCUCCAGCAACAAAUAAUCCUAUAUUUGCAGAGAUUGUCCCCGAGAGAUCACGAACCAGUAUCUAUGCUCUGGAUAGAUCUUUUGAGUCUGUACUUGCUUCAUUUGCUCCUCCUGUUGUUGGCAUAUUAGCUGAGCACGUCUAUGGGUACAAACCAGUUUCUGAUGGGUCAGGUGAAGGUACUGCAGUGGAGGCAGACAGAGAGAAUGCUACCUCCUUAGCCAAGGCACUUUACACUGCAAUAGCAAUUCCGAUGACGCUUUGCUGCUCCAUCUACUCCUUUUUAUACUGCUCCUAUCCUAGAGACAGGGAGAGGGCUCGAAUGGAAUCUCUGAUAGCAUCAGAACUGCAGCAUAUAGAGUUGGAACAUCCUCCGAGAGCAGGAGCUUAUUCCCAGAUCCAACCUUCUGAACCAGAUCUGUAUAAACAAGAACCGAUCGUGCUUGAUAUGGUUUAUGGAGAGGAAAAUUUUGAGACUGACGAGAAUGGUGAGAAGAAAUUGCUAUCUGAUGAGGUGGUGCUAUCAGAUGCAAGGGAUUAGCAUAUAAAUCAUGUCCCACGAUACUCGUGGCUGCAAGGUUGUUGUCUCUAUUUUCCUACCCUACGACAUGUUGGAAAGUCCGACUGCCUUCAAAUGGUCCCUCAAGAAACAAACAAGCAUGAAGAUCAUCUAUAUAACCUGUUCUUGUCCAGCUUUUACGAAAAGUACUGGGAUGGUCUUCUUUCAGAGUUUAGAAUAGAUCGUACAAAUGUUUUCUUUUCAAUACUCUAGACAAUUAUAAUGCUUGAUUAUCAUAUCUUAUCUAUCAACUGCAGCAAUCUUAUAUUGCACAGCCAAACUUCAGUUCGAACGGGACCGUCUCUUGCAUCGUGGAUAAGAGGCAAAGGGUUUGAUUCUGGUUUAAGUCACCUCAAGAGAUAGGGUAGGGUGGGGUGGGGAAAAGGGUAGAAAGGUGGAAAUUAGCCCUUUCAUGAUGUGUGUAUGUAUGUAUACACGUACACAUACAUAUAUCCUGUAUUUGUACUAAAAAAAA
Molecule: messenger RNA, 2159 nt
Organism: Elaeis guineensis (African oil palm)
Lineage: Eukaryota; Viridiplantae; Streptophyta; Magnoliopsida; Arecales; Arecaceae
Biological process (GO): transmembrane transport
Cellular component (GO): membrane
Molecular function (GO): transmembrane transporter activity
Source: RefSeq, a predicted model, not a curated record